CAACAUUUAAAAAGGAGCUGAGGCAGUGGUGGUGCGUGCUAGCACUCCGGAGGCUGAAGCAGGAGGAUCCAGAGCUCUAGGCUGUUCCCCCCAGCCCUGGUGAUAGAGGGGAAAUGAAUGUAACUCCCCACCCGUAGAUAUCGGAUACGCCGAGUUCCUGGGACCCAGAAUCGAGGAGGUUCACAGGAGGGAGAUUUUGAGCGAGAGAGAGAACUUCUGAGAGACAGGAGGGGACCAGAAAGUGGGUUGCAAACAAGCCCACUUCUCAAAGCAAGCUUCACAGAGCGAAAUCAAGAGUUCCAGGGGCCAUGGAGAGCGGCGCUGGCGGCGGCGGGCGCGCCUGGUGGACGGUGGCCGAGCACUUCCAGGCCCCGCUGGUCUUCUACGUGGACGCGGAGCAGGAGGAGCUCGUGUUCGGCCGCGAGGACAGCGACCUUCGGCGCAUCGAGGAGCACAGCCACACUCUGAUCCAGCUGGAGGCCUGGGCCACGGCGGCGGGCCAGACGCGCGUCACGGUGGUGGGGCCCCCGGGGGCGCAGCGCUGGCUGUGGGAGCUGCUGUGCAGCCUGGGCAGCGGGGAGCCGGGCGGCCAGGCCCGAGGCCACGCGAUGCUGCAGCUCGUGCGCAGCCGCCCGCUGAGCUGGGCCGAGCUGGCCGCCGCCGGCCGGGAGCAGCAUCAGGUGGGGAACAUGUCCCCGGCAGCCUGAGUGCGGCUGUGGUCCUGCAGGUGCCUCGGGUCCUCCUGGUCCUGUGGCUCAGCUGCUCUGGCUUCUUCUGGAGCUCACUGCACCCAGGACCAGGGCCCGAGUGAAUCCCCAGAGGCCAAGCUGGGAGAAGCUUACUGGGCGUGGAUCCCAGCUCCUCCUGUGUGGACAGCUCCAGGCCUGCGUCUGGGGCGAGAAGUCCCACGGCAGGAGAACUGCUCUGCUGCCCUGACCCCCGAUGACACCACGCCAGCCCCUUACUGAAGCCUGAGAGCUGUGGAGUCAGCCUGGGCAGUACAGCAAGUUGGAGACUGGCCUGGGGUACACAGGAGACUUUGUCCCCAAAACUGAAAAAGUGUUCAACGGGAGGGGAUUGUGGAGGGGGAGAGGGUGGUGACUAUAAUGAAGAUGUCAUGUACGUGUACCAAGGCCUCAUGAUAAAUGUAAUCGUUAUGUAUUGCAUCAUGUAUUAAUCAAAAUAAAAUUUAUU
Heterocephalus glaber (naked mole-rat) is the source of this 1194-nucleotide messenger RNA. NCBI's taxonomy places the organism in Eukaryota, Metazoa, Chordata, Mammalia, Rodentia, Bathyergidae. The record is from RefSeq and is a predicted model, not a curated record.